This is a messenger RNA of Aspergillus neoniger CBS 115656, 594 nucleotides long. RefSeq names its product YybH family protein. The record is from RefSeq and is a predicted model, not a curated record. NCBI's taxonomy places the organism in Eukaryota, Fungi, Ascomycota, Eurotiomycetes, Eurotiales, Aspergillaceae. The transcript has 3 exons. Bases 1 to 594 code for a protein of 197 amino acids.
AUGGCUCGACUGACUCUUCCAAAAAGCCUCCAAUCUGUACCUUAUGAGAUGCCAAACCCCCACCUAUCAAAGUGGGGGUAUCCAUUUCUGGACAGAAAGGCCACAUAUAAGGCCAAAUACUCGUCACUCAGCUCUCAGUCCCUUCUUUUACACUCCAGGAAUCAGCAAGCCAUCAUGUCUCCCGCCGACGCCGACGAAAUUUCUGCUCUCCUCCACGCUUACGGCAAAGCUCUGAGAAGCCGGAAUGUGGACGAAGCAGUAGCUCUUUACACAGAAGAUGGGGUCAUCAUGCCGCCGCACUUCUCGGCCAGUACAGGCACUGAGGCUCUACGCGACUCAUACACACGCAUUUUUGCAACCAUUCAGCUCAUUAUCACCUUUCAAAUUGAAGAGAUCGUUGUUAUGUCUCCGGAGUGGGCUUUUGCCAGGACGACGGCUGAGGGAACGAAAACGAUACUUGCCACUCAGGAGUCUGAGCCACAUGCGAAUCAGGAAUUGUUCAUCUUGAGGAGGGAGCAUGGGAAGUGGUUGAUUGCUAGAUACGCCUUUUCUAGCAUGAAGCCGUUGGUGCAGAAUGGAAUUCGACGGAGUUAG